CAGUCUUCAAGUUUCUGACCAUGUGGGAAUCAGAAACUGAGUCUUUUAGUGGAAGAGAUAAUGGCAAUGGAGUUCAAAGUACCAGCAAGCAUGGAGUCAAGACUGAUAGUUUUGAGCAAAAAGGACAGUCUUGGUUUGUAGCAACUGAUAUCCCCAGUGACCUUUUAGUUCAAAUUCAAGAAGUAACUUUCCAUUUACACAAGUAUCCUUUGCUAUCUAGAAGUGGAAAAAUGAACAGAAUCAUAUAUGAAUCAAGAGAUGCAGAAUUGAGCAGGAUAUGUUUAGAUGAGUUACCAGGUGGACCUGAGGCAUUUGAGCUAGCAGCAAAGUUCUGUUAUGGUAUUGCUAUUGAUCUGUCUGCAACCAAUAUUUCUGGCCUAAGAUGUGCAGCAGAGUAUCUUGAAAUGACUGAGGAUUUGGAGGAAGGCAACCUUAUAUUCAAGACUGAAGCUUUUCUCAGCUAUGUGGUUUUAUCUUCAUGGAGAGACUCCAUACUGGUGCUAAAGAGCUGUGAGAAGUUAUCACCGUGGGCAGAAAACCUACAAAUCGUUCGAAGAUGUAGCGAGUCCAUCGCAUGGAAAGCUUGUGCUAAUCCAAAAGGAAUAAAAUGGCAAUACACAGGCAAGCCCACAAAAGUUUCCAGCCCCAGUUGGAACCAAACGAAGGAUUCCAGCCCCAGUCAAAACCAGCUAGUACCACCUGAUUGGUGGUUUGAAGAUGUUUCGAUUCUCAGGAUCGAUCACUUUGUGAGAGUGAUUACUGCUAUCAAGGUAAAAGGCAUGAGACAUGAACUCAUAGGUUCUUCCAUUAUGCAGUAUGCAGCUAAAUGGCUGCCAGGUUUAACCAAAGAAGGUUCCGGAUUGUCAGAUGAGGGAAGCAACAGUAGUAAUAGCAAUGGCAGCAUUAGUUGGAGAGGGGGCCUACAUAUGAUAGUAUCAGUAUCAGGAGACGAAGUACCGAGUGUCCAGACCAAAGAUCAAAGGAUGAUUGUUGAAAGCCUAAUAAGCAUACUCCCACAACAGAAGGACAGUGUCUCAUGUAGCUUCCUUCUUCGACUAUUGAGGAUGGCAAACAUGCUGAAAGUCGCUUCAGCUUUAAUAACUGAACUGGAGAAACGAGUAGGAAUGCAAUUUGAGCAGGCUACUUUGGCUGAUCUUCUCAUACCGUGUUACAAUAAAAGUGAAACCAUGUACGACAUUGAUCUUGUGCAGAGGCUUUUGGAACAUUUCAUAGUUCAAGAGCAGACAGAAGGUUCAAGUCCUAGUAGAUAUCCAUUCUCCGAUAAACAUAUGCACGAUGGAAGUCAACGGGGUACAAAUCUAAAUGCUAAGAUGAGGGUGGCAAGGCUUGUAGACAGUUACCUAACAGAAGUAUCCAGAGAUAGAAAUCUUUCCUUGACAAAAUUUCAGGUCUUGGCUGAGGCUUUGCCUGAUACGGCAAGAACAUGUGAUGAUGGACUUUAUCGGGCAAUUGAUUCCUAUCUUAAGGCCCAUCCCACGCUCUCAGAACACGAAAGAAAGAGGCUCUGCAGGGUGAUGGAUUGCCAGAAACUCUCUGUGGAUGCUUGCAUGCACGCUGCUCAGAAUGAAAGGCUCCCACUACGAGUCGUGGUGCAAGUUCUCUUCUCUGAGCAGGUGAAGAUAAGCAAUGCAAUAGCCAAUAUCUCUCUCAAAGAAGCAGCGGAAUCUCAUUAUCAGCCUCUUGUAUCAAACCGUAAGUCAUUGCUUGAAGCAACGCCACAAUCAUUUCAAGAGGGGUGGACAGGAGCCAAGAAGGACAUCAACACUCUUAAGUUUGAACUAGAGACUGUGAAAGCUAAGUACCUAGAACUCCAAAAUGACAUGGAUAACUUACAGAGACAGUUCGAUAAAAUUGCAAAACCAAAACAAGUCUCAGCAUGGAGCUCAGGAUGGAAAAAGUUAAGCAAGCUUACCAAGACGACAAACACAGAAACACAUGACAUCAACAGUCAGGUUCCAAAUGCUGAACAGAUUUCCACAAAGACACCUAGAAGGUGGAGAAAUUCCAUUUCUUGAGAAGGAAAAGGCGAUGAUAGAAGACUACCAGUUAUAAGAUUACCACAAUAACUCAUUGUGUUUCCUCCUGUUCAAAAUUAUCAAGCGAAGUCCUAUAAUAAGAGUAGUUAAAAUGUUCAUUUUUGUUAUAGAUAGAAAUUAUGUGAGAUAAUGGCAUAAUUUAUUAUAGAUUCUCUCGUUUACUGAUGACUAGUUUAUCUGUAAUGAUAUUACCAUCUUAAGAAUGAUAUGCAUUCGAAGGUCCAGUAAA
Lycium ferocissimum is the source of this 2286-nucleotide messenger RNA. Its product is annotated as root phototropism protein 3-like. Bases 21 to 2036 code for a protein of 671 amino acids. The transcript has 4 exons. The record is from RefSeq and is a predicted model, not a curated record. NCBI's taxonomy places the organism in Eukaryota, Viridiplantae, Streptophyta, Magnoliopsida, Solanales, Solanaceae.